AUGUCAAGAUGGACGGGACAGCCCUCUAUCAUGGGCUCAUCGGAUGCAGUGCGCAUGAUCUUGUUGAACUUUUGUACUCUGGGCAUCACCUUCACCUGGGGUGUGGAAAUGACCUAUUGUACGCCGUACCUACUCAGCCUGGGUCUCACCAAGAGCAAAACCUCGUUGGUCUGGAUUGCCGGUCCUCUAUCAGGUUUGGUCGUACAACCAAUUGUCGGUGCGAUCGCAGACGAAUCCAAGUCGAAAUGGGGUCGUCGGAGGCCCUUUAUAGUCGUUGGAGCAGUUGUGGUCGCCCUAUGUCUUUUGGCGCUUGGCUUCACCAAAGAAAUAGUGGGCAUAUUCAUCUCCGAUGAGGAGGCGGCCAAGACUCCUACGAUCGUGGUCGCUAUCCUUUGCAUAUAUGCGGUAGACUUUUCGAUCAAUGCUGUCAUGUCUGCCGCUAGGAGUUUAAUGGUCGACGUUCUACCUAUAUCUAAACAACAAGAUGGGGCCGCUUGGAAUAGCCGAAUGUCGGCCAUUGGCCACUUGAUUGGAUAUGCAGCAGGUGCUAUCGACCUCGGAGCCAUCUUUGGCGAUUUUCUGGGCGAUACUCAAUUCAAGAAACUUACCGUUGUUGCCGCCUUCGGCAUACUAACAUCCUCUCUAAUCACAUCGCUCACGGUGACGGAACGAAUACUGGUCGAGAUACGGAAGGAUCCUCAUCAAUCCGGUGGGCAACUCAAGGUUCUCCGCCAGAUUUGGUCAACCAUACUUCAUUUACCACCCCGAAUCCGCGCAAUCUGCCAUGCCCAGUUCUGGGCAUGGAUUGGGUGGUUCCCCUUUCUAUUCUACAGCACGACCUGGGUAGGCGAGACCUACUUCCGGUACGACGUUCCUGAUGAUGCCAGGACUUCUGAAGACACGCUUGGCGAAAUGGGCCGUAUCGGCAGUAGCUCCUUAGUCUUAUACUCUGCCAUUACUUUCACGGGUGCCUGGCUUCUACCCCUUCUGAUCAAGAGCCCCGACGACGAGGGCUUUACGCAGCGGCCGCCGCAAAGUGUUGCGCACAUCUUGGAGAAGUUCCAGAAACACAAGCCUGAUCUGCUGACCGCUUGGAUGAUUGGGCAUGGCAUGUUCGCUGCUGCUAUGUUCUUGGCACCUUUUGCAACGAGUUUUAGAUUUGCCACGGUGCUCGUCUGCAUAUGUGGACUCCCUUGGACGAUGGCCAUGUGGGCACCAGUCGCAUUCAUGGGCGUCGAAGUAAACCGUCUUAGUGGCGGCGGCGAGAACACUGCAUCAUACCGCCCUCUGGAUUCCGUCGAGUUGUCCGAGAUGAAUGGACAUUCCGACGCCCUGCGUUUGGAGCAUGGCUCCAAUGAUGCGGAAAGUGGCACGAAAGGUGGAUCUACCGGCGAGCUAUCGGGUAUUUACUUCGGCAUUCUCAACAUCUAUACGACUAUACCCCAGUUCAUUGGCACGUUCAUUAGUACCAUCGUGUUUGCCAUCUUCGCACCGGGAACGCAUCCUGAGCUUCACGGGGGAAGUGGUGGUGAUGAUGCCGCAGCCAAAGGCCCAGCAAAGGAGGAUGGUCCGAAUGCCAUCUCAAUCUGUUUGUUCAUUGGGGCUAUAAGCGCGACCGUUGCCAUUUUCGCGACGAACAAGUUGAGAUACUUGUAA
This is a messenger RNA of Truncatella angustata, 1656 nucleotides long. Its product is annotated as major facilitator superfamily domain-containing protein. Bases 1 to 1656 code for a protein of 551 amino acids. The transcript is spliced from 2 exons. The record is from RefSeq and is a predicted model, not a curated record. Gene Ontology annotation, cellular component: membrane. NCBI's taxonomy places the organism in Eukaryota, Fungi, Ascomycota, Sordariomycetes, Amphisphaeriales, Sporocadaceae. Gene Ontology annotation, molecular function: sucrose:proton symporter activity.